UUGCCAAUGUUCUUAGGUUUCUUUCAAAAGAGAAGGUAAAGAGCGAAGCAGAAACAUACGCGCGCGCCUGCUGUUCUUCGAAUCGAAACCAAUCUGAUUCUCAUCCGCUAAAGAAAAAGAUAUGUUUUUGAUUCGUAAAAACUCUUCUUUUCUCCUCAACUACCUCGUUUCAAAGAGUAAGAUCUCCACCCUCUUCUCCUCUUCUCAGUUCCGAAUCCCCCUCUCCCUCUUCGCCUCAAAAGUCAAAGACCCGCCCCCAAAAUCCUUCUCCAUCGUCAACUACCUCAUCGACUCUGUCGGUUUAUCUCCAGAAGAAGCGAUCAAAGCUUCCAAGUCCGUAAUCCACAUCAAAUCACCCUCGCAUCCCGACUCCGUCCUCCAAUUCUUCAAGCAGAAUGGUUUGACCGAUUCCAACAUCAAAAGGAUCAUUUUGCAUCACUCCAGAAUACUAUGCGCUAAUGUAGAUUCUACCCUGAAGCCGAAGAUUGAAGGAUUGAGUAAGCUAGGGUUCUCUGAAACCCAGAUUGCCAAACUGGUUACCGCUAAUCCCUUCAAUCUCAAUUAUCUGAGUUAUUGCAAUGUGCUUCCUAGGGUUGAGUUCUUGAGAGGCGUUCUUGGUUCCGACGAGAACGUUGUCAAAGCUUUUUCGAAUGAUAUUUCGCUUUUAUCUUGUAACCUUGAGAAGAUGAUCAAACCCAAUCUCAGUUUCUUGAGGAAAUGUCGACUUUCUGAUGCGAGGAUUGGGUCCUUGAUGAUGAAGGUUCGGCAGCUCAUGGGUAGACCUCUCAGCUACCUGGAAGCUGUGGCUAAUAGGGUUGAGGAACUGGGAAUUCCUCGCGGAUCUAAGAUGUUUUAUCAAGCGUUCCGUUUCUUUAUAGCAAAUAACUCAGAUGUGGUGAAAACAAAGAUCAAGUUUUUGGGCAAAUUAGGGUUUUCAGAGGCUGAGAUUCUGUCAGCUAUUCAGAAACAACCUUCUGUUGUCAGUUUGUCUGAGAAAAACUUGCAGGAGACGAUUAAAUUCUUGGUAAUGGAAGCAGGAUGUGAGCCUUCUUAUGUGAUUAGUCAUCCCUCCAUCUUGGGGCUUAGUUUGAAUAGAAGAUUGAUUCCAAGGAAUCGUAUCCUGAAGCUUCUGAAGGCGAAGGGACAUCUAAAGAAGGAGUUAGAUUUUUACAACUACAUUGCACUUUCUGAGAUGAAAUUUAUGAACAAAUUUAUAUUUCCUUAUCAGAAAAAGAUGCCAAAGCUCCUUGAUGUUUAUGUCUCUGCUUCUGCUGAGAAGGUUCUGAGUUAGUACUGUUUCUUAUGAAGAAAGCAGGCGUUGCAAAGAUAAUAUCAGUAGGACACUGAUGAUUCCAGACUGAAGCCAAAGAUUUAAGCUUUUUAAGCAAGCCAGGGUUCUCUGAAACCCAG
This is a messenger RNA of Phalaenopsis equestris, 1410 nucleotides long. Its product is annotated as transcription termination factor MTERF15, mitochondrial-like. The record is from RefSeq and is a predicted model, not a curated record. The coding region runs from base 122 to 1291 and encodes 389 amino acids. Gene Ontology annotation, biological process: regulation of DNA-templated transcription; chloroplast organization. Gene Ontology annotation, cellular component: chloroplast. The transcript has 2 exons. Lineage: Eukaryota; Viridiplantae; Streptophyta; Magnoliopsida; Asparagales; Orchidaceae. Gene Ontology annotation, molecular function: double-stranded DNA binding.